UUCCCCUUUCUCUUCCAUCUCGCGAUGUGUUGGUUUCGACGCGUUUACCGACGAAAUUUUCCGCGUCAGGUUAGCACACGGACAUCGCUUACGGUGUGUACGUCGAGACAUCUGCAAUAAAAAUUGCGUGUGGGAGUGUAUUAUAUCGUUGGGGGUUUAGUCCGGAACAGCACAACCGAUAUCUUCAUGAGGCACUCUCCACUUUAUUGUUCUCAUUCAUUCACUACAGCUAUGUUCAGCUGCCAUCGGCCUGCCUGCUUCGUUGGGGUGUGGCCUUCGAUGUGGCCUCCCAUAACGAAGCGCACACAAGCAAGAGAGGCGUUACCUGCACUGGAUACAGCACUGAAUACUCUGUAGACACUGAGUUGCGGGGCUUUCCUAGCGAAUGCGUCGUGUGUGGACAAACAUUCCAACGCUGGCGGGCACUCCGAAAGCAUAUGGCGUCACAUGAUCCCGGGCCAACCGACCCAGCCUUCUUCAGGAACUGCCGCACUGCUGACGGGAAAAUGCAGUGCAUGAUCUGCGGCAUCGUCAAGACAGACAAACGUUCCCUUCGCUACCACUUCGCGUCCCACACCACUGUGCACCAGUUCAUCUGCCCAAAGUGUCCGGCCAGCUUUAAGGCAUCUCACCGCUUCAUCACCCACUUCACGCGAGCUCACACGUCGCUGGCCCGGAUUUUUCGAUGUGAACUGUGCGACUUCACCACCCUGUACAGAAAACUUCUGCACGCGCAUAGGCUGAGACACGAUGGAAUCGUCGAGAAAGAACGUUGCGAGGUGUGCUUCCAGAUGUUCGGAAACGAGGGAAUCAGGUACCAUUACUUUCGCCACACGGGCGAGAAACCGCACGUUUGUAAGGUGUGCGGCAAAGGAUACAGUAUGAGAGGGCUCCUGAAAAAGCAUAUUGCUUCCAUACAUUUGGGCAUAAAACGCGUGCGCGAACACAGAGACUGUCUGGUGUGUGGUGCGAACAUAGAUCUCCGAAACUUAGAGACGCACAUGCGGCGUCACACCGGCGAGCCUACGAAUACCUGUUGCGUCUGCGGGAGGCACUUCUUCAGCCUCAGGGGAUACGUCCUCCAUAUGGAGAGAAUGCACGUCCGCAAGAAAGAUCGGGAAUACCCGGUGUGCGAGAAAUCCUUUCACGGUCUCUCACAGCUGCAUCAACACAUGCACGUGCACGUGGAGGAAAAACUGUUCAAGUGUGAAGUGUGCGGGAAGGCGUUCAGGUGGAAGCAUAAGGUCGGCGACCACAUGAAGACGCACAGCGAGGAACAGCCCUUUAAGUGCGAGCUCUGCGGAGAAGCGUUUAAGUGGAAGCAUAAUCUGGCCAACCACGUGCGAGCCAAGCACAAGUGAACGUUCCUUUCACAGGAAGAAGUGCGUGAUUCUAUAGGAUUUUGAUUUCUCUGUUUUUAACUAUUUAGUGUUUUCAAAGAACUGUAAUAUAUGGAAAUACAUGAAAUUGUGACGCGUCACCAAGG
Molecule: messenger RNA, 1486 nt
Organism: Ornithodoros turicata
Lineage: Eukaryota; Metazoa; Arthropoda; Arachnida; Ixodida; Argasidae
Product: zinc finger protein 879-like
Exons: 4
Coding region: 438-1361 (307 amino acids)
Biological process (GO): regulation of transcription by RNA polymerase II
Cellular component (GO): nucleus
Molecular function (GO): DNA-binding transcription factor activity, RNA polymerase II-specific; RNA polymerase II transcription regulatory region sequence-specific DNA binding
Source: RefSeq, a predicted model, not a curated record